AUGGCGGCAAGUGUCACAUCGAUCGCGUCUGAUCACAAUGAUCAUCACUACAGUAAUCGAAGUGGUAGUUUACUUGAUGGAAUUGGAAUGUGUGAGAGUAUGACGGAAAGUUAUUGUUCAAUACCGACAUCAAAGUUUGGUGAUGAUGGAACAAUAACAAAUUCACCCGAUACAACAAUCACGACAAGUGGCUUAUCUGGACUGGAAUUAGACAGAAAAGACUCAAUAGGAAAAAAUGUGUUAAAGAAACGUCGUUCGAGACGAGCACUAUAUGAUGCGGAAGGAUAUUCGCCUCAUAAUUAUGGUCUAGAUAAAGUUGAAAUUUUGAACAUUGAGGAACAAAACGAAUUGGACACAAACAGUGAUGAAACUUGGCUUUAUCAAGCGCCAAGAAGUAUUCGUGAUCCAUCACCAAACCUCAUAUCUUGGGUUCACAAAGAAUUCAAAUCAGAUGAUAUAUCUGCAACUAAACAUCGCUUAUUAUGCAAAUUGGAUGAUAUGUCAAAUGCUCGUACUGUAAGAAGUAUGUCAUGUCACAGUUUUCCAGGUGGCCAAGAAAACGAUGGUGUAAAACGGAGUAACACAUCGGAAGAAGUCAAACCAGCCGAAUAUGUCCAAAAUUAUUGGACAAAUGCUGUUCGUGAAAACGUUUCAUAUUUGCUUAAAUUAAUGAAUUCGACGGAUAACAAACCAUCAUUUUCGUUUAUGGAUGAGAAUAGACCAACUGAUACUGUGAGAAUGUUUGAAUUGAAUUCAAUAGAAAACUUGUCGUUAAAAAUGAGAUUAUCAACAUUAAGUAUGGAUAGUAUCAACAGUACAAAUGAAAACGAUGAUUAUUUAUCAGCUUGCGAUAGUCUAGAUGAAGAUAAUGAACAAGACAAUACUAUAUGGCAAAACCAAUAUUUUGAUGAAAAUGCUCUAAACAAAAUUACAAACGAACGUUAUAUUAUUGAAAAUUUAACAGACCAGUGUAAUUCAAUGAGAAAAAAUAGUUAUCAAUGUUCGAUGGAUAGUUUAGAUUUAGAAUGGAAUACUCCCAUUCAUGUUCUUUAUAACAACAUUGAAAACUUACUAGAAAGUCAACCAACUUCACAACAGCUACGAGCGACAUCACCUGCAGUUAUAAAUUCAAAUACGAGACCUGUAUCACCUGUACGUUUAAGUGGAGCUUCGCCGUCGAGACAUGGCUCCACAAUUAAUCCCGCUGUGACUACAAUUAAUUCAAUAGCAAGAUCUCGAGAUGUAUCACGUGAAAGAGAAUUAUACGAUUACACAGAUGUUGAAGUGAUGGCAAAAGUACAACUAGAAAAUUUGCGGCAAGCCGAUAAACAAGGCCCAUUAUCAAAACGUCAUGGCGGUAGUUCAAACACUUUACUAAAUACCGAAUCUCGCGAUUCAUCUCCAACCUCCGCAUUCGCUACUACUCCUGUGAGUAAUGAUAUCAAACAUCGUCAACAAAGUCCAAAAAAUCAUUUUAGCAAUUCGCAUAACCCCGUUUCGUAUAAUAGUACUAAUACUGGUGCGCGAAACGGCCAAUCAACACCAAAACGAAAUUAUUCUCCAAAUCCAAGCACUACUGGACAUGUACGAAAAAAUUCAUUUGUUGUUAUGGAGUCACAAUACGCCCAUGUUUUACCAUCGGUGUCACCUCGAUCAGCAUCACCGGCAGUACAGAACUGGAGUGGACGUACCACGCCCACAGUCCCUUCUCAGUUGAAAACAUAUAUUGAAACCUCUCAUAUAAAUACAUCUGGAUCAUUUGAUGUCAAUGGCGAUCAACAACAAAACCAAGCAAAAAAACAUUCUUAUGGACAACAAGGACGAAAUUCUGCUGUUGAACUUAAUCGUACACGUCCAACAACAAAUUUUGCUUCUAUAGCAACAAAUAAAUCAGGUGGUUCUAAUAUAUCUUUGGCUUCAACAGUUAGCUAUGCUUCAUCUAAUAGCAGCAUAGCACCAACUUCAACAGUUCGCUCUUCUGUGCCAAAUAAACCGCCAGUCGUUCCUAAAACAGUCACCAGAACAAAUGCGGGAGCAGUAAAACAAAAUUAUCGUCGUGCAUCAACACAACAAAUCUCGACUACAAAUAAUUACAAAGUAUCAGCCGUCGACAAUGCCAAUGUAAAAUUGGAUAAUGGUCUACUGAAGCAAGCACCACGUCCAAAUUUAUUACAGUCAAAUUAUAGCAGACCAUCAAAAACAGCUGUUCAUCAAACAUCCAACCGACCAGUACAGCCUUAUCGCGGUUCAUUAACUCAGGCUCCCACAUACACUUCUCAAACAGACAACGAUAAUAAUUCCAAUGAUGUCCAAGCAGUUAGCCAUCAACAAUCAUCUGCUGCGGUACGCAGUACAAAAGUUCUAAAACGACAAAAUCUCGGUUCUACAUAUAACACUAAUCAAUUAGCUGAAGCAACAGCUUAUGCAAAUAAAAAUAACUUGUUAACUGAUGUAAUCAAUAAACCGGUAGUGCCUGUUCGUGCUGUAUUACCACAACGUCGUGCAGUUCUUCCACAAUCAUCCACACAUUCAUCCAAUGAACAAAUACCACCAACUAACGUUGAAACAAAUGAUACAAUACCGCGCAGUUCAUCAAGUUUGAGUCAAGGAAGAAAAAGUGCACUGCCGAUGCCUGUAGCAAAUCAAUUGAAACAGCCGAAUGUUACCUCUGUUUCACGCUACGCAUCUUCAAAUAUAAUUCCAUCCUCUCAAUCAUCAGAUAGUGUUGGCAAGUCUGAACCCUCUAUUCAACAUCAACAGGGAAAAAUACCGGAUAAUAUGUCACCAUCUCAAUCUUGGAACGAAGGAUGUUAUUAA
This is a messenger RNA of Didymodactylos carnosus, 2817 nucleotides long. Lineage: Eukaryota; Metazoa; Rotifera; Eurotatoria; Philodinida; Philodinidae. The record is from the annotation of a GenBank genome assembly.